UCGAUCGUCUGUCGAGAACCUUUUGCUCUCGGCCAUCGGCGCUCGGGGAAUUCUCCUCGGUCUGCUCUGUAGGUCAGUUUCCACGCUGUUUUCCCACUCCUCUUACUUCCUCCUCUCUAGAUUGUUGAUUGGUUCCAUCCCGAUCGGGCUCUCUUCCGCGCUUUCUGGGUGUUAGAUUCGUUGAUUCCUUAGGAAUUCGCCUCGUGUUAUGGAUUCGACUUCCAUCUGAACUUUCCCGUUCUGCGAUUUAUAAGGGGUUUUAUAUCAUCCUCAUCAGGUGAAUUCAGGCCUUUGCCCCUUAGGGUUGUCUUUUCUUUCGCCCCUUUCUUGAUUUCUAGGGUUUGGUUUGGUCAACCCACCCCAGUCCCCUCUAUAGGUGGUUCUUGUGUUAUGGCGGCCGGUCGACAUGGUGGUUACCGAGAUAAUAGAUUGCAGGACCGGGAAACAGAUGUUGAGGUCUCCAGGAGGAAGGAUUAUUAUCGGGAUGGUCUCCGUGAUGGAGGUCGUAAUGGGGACCAUAGCCGAGAUGUGCGUGAUAGGAUUAGUGUCAGGCAAAAAGACAUCAGGGAGAUGGGUGCGGUGAAUGGCUCCUACAGCUCCCCGUUGAACAAUUUGAGCGGCGGAAGCAGUCAUAGUCAGAAAAUCAAUCACCUUUCUGGGAGAGAUGUUGACCGUGAGGCUGGGGAGUUGUCCAGUGGGAGUGGAUCAGAUGAUGCUGAAGCACCCAUAUCAAAAAUUAGGGAGAAUGGGACUCAGGAUAAGGAGAAUGGUGAUUCUUCCAUGUCUAUUAGGAAAAGGAAGUUUUCUCCAAUCAUUUGGGAUAGGGAUGACGAUAAGAAAUCUGCUGUUGCUACUUUCGGAAACAAGUGCAACAAGUUUGAGCAAGUUAACCUGCCUCCGCCACCUCCUCUGCCUGAGGGUUUUGUACCACCACAUUCCAUCGAGGUUGUUCUACCAUGUGCUGUGAAUAUGUCACCUGUAGAUAUAGAUGUAGACGUCCCUGCAGACUCACCACAAGAACAGUUGGUAGAUCCUGAUCAGGAGGCCCGGUUAGUAGAUGACUACGAAGAGGAACUUGCACCAGCUCGGAGUAUUUCUUUCUCCAGAUGGGCAGAUGGAAACAGUGUUCUUAAUGACGAUGAAGAUAAACCUUUUGAGGAUGAUCUUGUGCCCAAAAGGAGGAAGGCCACACCUUUAUCUGAUUUGGGAAGGCAACAAAUGCAGAAAAAGACGCCAACUCCUGAGCUAGGCGAGGUUAUUGUGAGAGUAAACUCAGGUGGGUCUCCAUGUAAGCUAUCUGAUUCAGAGGGAAAGUAUGGAAAUGCUGACUGGGAGCUUGGGAAUGACAGAAAUGAUUAUAUGGAUGUUGAUGGCGAUGAGUAUGAUACAGACACAAGUGAUCAACUCUCUAAUACCGACUCCGAGGGCAAAGAUGAUGAGGCCAAGAUGCUGGGGCCAGCACAGCCACCUCAAAGAUGUAUAAACAUGUUGCAAGGAUGUCGAAGCGUGGAUGAGUUUGAGAGGCUGAACAAAAUAGAUGAAGGCACCUAUGGUGUUGUGUACAGAGCAAAGGAUAAAAAGAGCAGGGAGAUAGUGGCACUUAAAAAAGUUAAAAUGGAGAAGGAGAGGGAGGGUUUUCCACUGACAUCCCUUAGAGAGAUAAAUAUUUUGUUAUCUUUUCAUCAUCCUUCAAUUGUAGAUGUUAAGGAAGUUGUCAUUGGUAGCAGCCUUGAUAGUAUUUUUAUGGUUAUGGAAUAUAUGGAACAUGAUUUAAAAGGGUUGAUGGAGACUAUGAAACAGCCCUUUAGCCAGAGCGAGGUAAAAUGCUUAAUGUUGCAGCUUUUUUCAGGUGUCAAGUACCUUCAUGAUAACUGGGUUCUCCAUAGGGAUUUGAAGACAUCUAAUAUUCUUCUAAAUAAUCGUGGAGAGUUGAAAAUAUGUGAUUUUGGUUUGUCUCGCCAAUAUGGCAGCCCAUUGAAGCCUUACACUCACUUGGUUGUGACAUUAUGGUACAGGGCACCAGAACUUCUGCUAGGAGCUAAGGAGUAUACAACUUCUAUAGACAUGUGGUCCUUAGGAUGCAUAAUGGCUGAGCUUCUAGCAAAAGAACCAUUAUUCAGUGGAAAAACUGAGUUCGAUCAACUUGACAAGAUAUUUAGGACACUUGGUACCCCCAAUGAGAAGAUAUGGCCUGGAUUUGCUAAACUACCUGGCGUUAAAGUUAAAUUUGCUAAGCAGCCGUAUAAUAAGCUACGAGAAAAGUUUCCUCCCACGUCUUUUUCUGGCCGUCCAACCCUGUCUGAGGCUGGGUUUGACUUACUAAACAAACUUCUCACAUAUGACCCUGAGAAGCGAAUAACAGCAGAGGCUGCCCUUAACCAUCGCUGGUUCCAUGAGGUUCCUCUGCCCAAGUCAAAGGAUUUUAUGCCUACUUUCCCUGCUCAACAUGCACAAGACAGACGUCAACGAAGAAUAAUGAGGAGCCCUGAUCCACUUGCAGAGCAAAUGUUGAAGGAAGUGCAACAAGAAGAACUAGGUCUUUCUAGCCUCUUUGGCUAGAGGACAUGUACAGAAAACUUUUGGGGUCUUGGCUGAAAGAAUUGACAAUCUUGUUAAGCAGGCACCAUUGAUGGUGUUGGAGGGUCAUAAAGGAUAUUAUCUUUCUUUUUAUGACCAAAACAAGAACUCUUGCAGGGCUUUUCCUUUUCUUCAGCAGCAGUAAUUAUAAAGCACAUCCUUUAAGGUGUGGGAUAUCAAACUUUUAUAUUAGCAUGAUCAAUUCCCCCUGAAGCUUGUAUAUGUAACAAAUUUCUAAUUGGCACAUUGUAAACAGUGCUCCAAAAGACUGGAUUUAAUACCAAGCAUUAAUUGAAUGUUGGCUAUGCCUUAGUGUAAUUACUUCUAAUGGUUCAUACUGUGUUUGCAAGAGUUGACUGGUUGAUGCGGUUGGACAUUGUUGCUUCCAGUAUUGAGUAAUCAAUAUCUUUCUUGUGAAAA
This is a messenger RNA of Musa acuminata subsp. malaccensis (wild Malaysian banana), 2997 nucleotides long. NCBI's taxonomy places the organism in Eukaryota, Viridiplantae, Streptophyta, Magnoliopsida, Zingiberales, Musaceae. The record is from RefSeq and is a predicted model, not a curated record.